AUGGCACCAACGAAAUCACUUGAAAACUCGUUGUUUCAUACCAUUAUUCUUGAAGCAGGAUUGAAGUUGGAAGGUUCUGCGGGAGUUCAUGAGCUGGUGGUUGAACCUUCAACGUUUCAUCUUAAUCUUAUACAAAAAUUGAAAAAUCACCCGCAAUAUCCGGAUCCCGCGAUUGGAACAUUUUUGGACGAGUUACAAGAAUAUCUUGACACAGGUUCAGAAAAAUUUAAAGCAUGCCUGCAACCGCCCUCCGUGAAAGGAAAGUCUAUUUAUGGUUCUACGGCAGAUAGUCUCAUCCGUGUUCUAUUGAGCAUUGAUUUUUUUCAAGCGAAUCUAAUCGACCAAUUACUAGAAAGGUUACCGACAUUCAUAUCGGACACCGAUAAUGAUAUAAUCGAAUCACCCAUUCCACGAUUGAUACUUCAACAAUUGAAAUGGUUAGAUAACAUUGUAGACUCAAGGAGACUAACAGAAAAGAUAUUGGAGAUGAUUCCAAUUACACCAUUAGGCAUUCAAAGGGAGAUUAUAACUAGUCUUCCAGAUAUCAUCCUUGACUCAGAACAGAAGACCGUUAUCAAGGAAUUGACGGAGCUGAUAGAUCAGAAUCACCGACUCAUUGUUCCAAUUCUUGAUGCGCUUCCACAUUUUACGUUACAUGAGGAUUUGAUGACUAAUGUUAAGUCAACAGUAUAUGGACGACUUGAAUCGGCUGACUUGGAUGAUCUUGCAAUAAUUGUCAAGUUCUUAUUGCACACGGCUUCUCCCAUUGACGCAGAAAUGGUGAUACGGCAAAUUAGAGAUAAAGUUGAUUUUCAUUCAAUUGGAAAACUUCAAAGUGAACAAAGCACUUCAAAACGCCGCCAAAAAAGGAGAAAAGAAUUGAUGCCAGAAGCACUAAUACUAGAUUCCAUAAAAAAGGGAUUGAAUAUUCACAAAUUUGUCAUGAACGCGUGGCUUAAGGAAAUAAGUGACAUUGAAACCGAGAGAAAUCAUAAAAUCAUAGAUAUCUUGAUAUUGUUUCUUCUGCAUUCAAUGCCAAGCAUUAAGAAAAAAGUUGAAGCAAUUUUUUGCAAAAAGAUUUCGAGUGGACUUUUUUCAAAGAAUUUAUUAGAAACAACGAUAACUUUUCACUUUGAAGGCUUGAGGGAUUAUUUUAACGACAUACUCACGCUCUCGGAAAGUCUCCUUCGUUCAAGUCAACAGCAAAACACUGUUGCGCGUGCAGCAUGUACAUUAUACCGAAGCGCAUUUAUGGUAUUCGAACCACAUCAGCAACAGGAAGUUAUUGCAUCCCUAGUAUCUCACAUAGGAAGUGGUUCACCUACCGAAAUUGAAUCAACUCUUUCGGUGUUGUCGCACCUUGUAGAUAAGGAUAUCAAGAGAUUGAGUCGAUUUUCCAUCUUUGUAAAAGGUCUUCUGGAUUAUUUGGAAAAUCUCAAUUUAGAUCAGAUACGAAUCCUUUUUGACGUAAUCGGAAAAUUGGCCUACGAGGAUGCAAAUUAUGAUAGUAAUACUGGUGGACUACUUGCUGAGUUCUCAAUUGUUAUUCAAAAACAAUUAUCAAACCCCAAUGAGAAAUAUAAGCAAAUUGGUGUUAUCGGAGCUCUUGCUUUGGUGCGAAUCUUGGGCUCAAAGUCGACUGCAAAUAUUUCAGAAGGCUCCGCUAACAAGAUCUCGGAAAAAUUUCUGGAUAUUGCAAAAGAAAAUAUCACAAAGAUUGAGCGUCAUUGUGCGCGAUCAAUGUCGUGCCUCGCUUUUGCAUACGACGAACUUUCGUGUUAUAUUUCCUCCGGAAUUCUAGAUUGUGAAUUGGUAGAUUGGAUUUCAGAUAAGAUAGAAACAUCAUUUUCUGAUAUCUUUAUAGUGGAUGAAGAAGACGUGGCCAAGCUUAAAGAAGACGAGUAUCAUUUGAAGGGAAUACCGAUAGAAACGUGGAUGGAAUGUGAAAUGGAUUGUGAUAAUGAAGAAAAACCGAAGGUCAACAUAUAUCCCAUGUUAUGCGAAACAUAUGUUCCUGCAAAUUUGCGUACGCAGCAUUCUAUAAAACGGGAUAACAUCAUAUGUUGUUGUUCUAUGUUGAAAUUGAUGCAAGCUAGUCUGAAAUUUAAGGAAGAUGGCAAUUUAUAUUCCAUCGGUGUUUUGUUGGCUGCAGGAAUACUCAUGUAUGAAAGUGUGGACGCAAAUGACAUGAAAUCUGGUGAUUAUUCAAGAGAGGCACGCGAAACGGUCUGCAAUGCAUUAUUUUAUUCAAUCAAUUGGUGCCGUGAAACCGUCAGCGACUUUUGGGGUCAAGAUAAAGAUAUCUGUAAAAAUGUUGUUAUAAGAUUGAGACACAUUAUUGAACUUGAGAAAAGGUUGAAUGCAAUGUUAGAAAUUACUCCUACUUUUCAACCAUAUGGAUUCUUUAUGCCUUCACCGUCAAAGAAUAUAAAGUUAAGAAAUACUACUACUUUACCAUCAGGAUCUGCGCAGAGGAAUCUCAUUAAGACAGGCAGGACAGUCCGAAGGUCGGGAAUCAGCAAAAGUAAGGUUCUUAGCACUCGCAGAGUUAUUGAGACAGAAAAGAAUGAAGAAAAUAAGGUUUCCGAAGAUUAUAAUUCUAUGACCCCCAAUUAUACGUCAGUUGAAGACUUAAGGCUAUUAAUGCGUGAAUUCGAUUUGUCAGUGUUUGGCAUGCUUGAAUAUUUCAAUUUUAAGAAGCCUUCGUGUGACAAGGAAGAUGAUCAUGUGAUGAACGCGGAUGACUCCUUCUAUUUGUUUCCCGAAGAGAUUGUUUAUCUUCUUAAUGACCUUAAUCGUAAGCUCGAAUUCAAGAUAUCUCCGCCCGUCACACCCUUAAUUGCUAAAAAGGUCAAAAAAGGAGCAUUUGGAAACAAACACGACGGAUUCACCUUAAUUUCUCGUAUGAAAUCCUCGGAUGUCGUAAUGCAGGUUGCUACAGAAUUUAUUCCACAUCUGUUGAAUCAAUUGAAUUCUAUCUGUGAGGAAUUAAGUACCGAUAAUGAUGAAGUAAUGGAAGAAGCUGAAUACGAGACUUCACUUCGAUGCUUGGAGCUAAUACUUGUGAUUAUUCAUCGACUGAUAAAUUGGUCCGAACUAAAAUCACCUGAUCAUAAGGAAAUUCUGAUUGUUGUCAUGAAACAACUGGGCUCGUCGGUUCAACAGCCUCCAAAUUCCAUAACUACGCCAGGCAAUCUCGACGUUCUACAGCAAUAUACCAACGAUGCAUUCAAAUACUUUCAAGAUUUCGCGUCUCGUCUUCCAACAGCCAGUCUGGCUAUAUUGUUCCACAAAAUCCUUAUCAAAAUUACCGAGCUUUCUCCGGAUCCAAGUAAACUUGCUGUGAUGUCCGGAGAAAUUGCACGGGGAUUUGCAUCUCGCCAAUGGAGUGAUGUCAAAAAAUUGAAUUCAGACUCCGUGAUUUACCUUGUGCAAAAAGAUAUUAGACACUCCCCAAAUCCAAUGGAGAGAAUCACAUCCUAUGUAACUGACAUUAUUUCUCCAGACGAGAACCAAACUGUCGAUCUUAAUGAAUCGUAUCCUUUAUUCAAUAACGAGACUCUACCGUAUUUUUACAAAGCCUUGUUUAUGGAACUUGUUGAAAUUUUACGAUAUUUCCAUCCUGGGAAUUUCGAAAGUAAUGCGGACAUAAUGUCACACAUAACUAAAACGGUUGUCUGUUUUCAGAAUUUUGUGCUAUUCAUCAAGAUUAAGCAUAAGCGAGCCAUUCUAUCCGUAGCCUUAAAAUACGGACGUAAUUUUAUUGACCUGUUCCUUAAAAAAAUGCUACCACUAAUGGAUAAAAAUUUCUCCACUUACCGUGAAGAAAUUAUUUCUAUCAUUGGAACCUUUCAAAAAUCGACACGGCGUCUCCAGGCGUUAUGUAAUCACGUGAAAGGUCACAAAGAGUCACAACUCGCAGCGAUGGUACCUCUUGUUAAGAGGUCAUUAGAAAUUGUUAUAUUUCAAGUUAAGGCCAUGAUUCAAAAUAAUGGAUGCCCGCCAGAAAUGUUCUUCUUAGGUGAACUUAAACAUCGUGAUAUUGAAGGACAAGAAAUCACUUCAUAUCAAAACGAGGAGGUUAAUUCUGGGGAAACAGCAGACGCUAAUGAGACGGAAGACGACGAGAAUGACGAUACGCCUGCUGCGCAUCAUAAUAAUUUAAGCACAGAAAAAGAAUUUGAUACUGAAGAAAAUGAGGAAGGUGACGUUCCUGUAAAACCGUCCGUCUCACUUAGUAAAAAAUCAAGCACGAGAAAAAGGAAGUCCAAGACCCCAGAUGAAUCCGAAGAUGGCGAAGGCGACGACGAUGCAAUUCCCGUUAAAGCAUCCAUUAGAAGCCGCAAAAAAUCAUGCCCAAAGAAAGCGUAA
This is a messenger RNA of Acaulospora morrowiae, 4371 nucleotides long. NCBI's taxonomy places the organism in Eukaryota, Fungi, Glomeromycota, Glomeromycetes, Diversisporales, Acaulosporaceae. The record is from the annotation of a GenBank genome assembly.